Molecule: messenger RNA, 2844 nt
Organism: Ictalurus punctatus (channel catfish)
Lineage: Eukaryota; Metazoa; Chordata; Actinopteri; Siluriformes; Ictaluridae
Gene: hmox2b
Product: heme oxygenase 2b
Exons: 6
Coding region: 1129-2085 (318 amino acids)
Biological process (GO): heme oxidation; heme catabolic process; response to oxidative stress
Molecular function (GO): heme binding; heme oxygenase (decyclizing) activity
Source: RefSeq, a predicted model, not a curated record
AGAUGUGUUAGUGUUAGCAGUGUUUUGCGUAGGAUUUGUUUUCCACGCCUUGGGAGACUGUGAAGGUUUUGAGGCUGAUUAUUGUGAGCUCUGAACAGCAGUGAAGGUUACUGAGAGCCGCUACUGUUUGUAGUCGGGCUAGCGAGGAGAUGGUAGCUAGCUGAUGAUGGCUAUAUUCGCUAUGCAGGGCGCUAAAAUCACCCGGCUGUCCAAAACGCUUCAAAGGGUGCUUCACUGCUAGGCUCACUAACAGUCAGAAGUUUUACCGAUAGCAGCGUUGUUGUUCCUCGCUCACUAAAGCGGAGCCGCAUGUGUGAAACACCUAGCGUUACUGAGCGGUGACACUGCAGUAUACAGAUAUUAAUAGAAAUACCCGGAUGUGUAGGUGUAAAUCUCAGUAGGUUCCCCUCCUCUUCACUAUGAGCUCUGGGGUAAACACCAGAAGGACCUUUCUGGCACACAGGCAUGACCUUGUGUAUUGUGCUUUUGUUUACUUUCUCACCAGCAGGGUCUUUUCUUGUUUAAUCCGAGUCAGCCGUUUCAUUAUGUAUUUGUUUUUACAGUCUCUGAGCUCAGGCCCGAGUUAAGACCUCACAGGGCCCUGGGGGUAUGGCCAAUUAUAAGCACAACAAAAUAAAUUAAUAAGCACAACAAAUAUUCAUUUUCACAGGCCUUUAAAAAUACAAGGCAAAUGACAACUUUUCAUUGUUUCUCGAGACCUCGUAAUAAUUCCACACUGGUGAUGACAUGAAUGCAGCACUAAAGUUUCAUUUUCAUUCAUUUGAUGUGUUUUACGUCAUCAAAUUGCAAGUUUGCAAGAUCGGCCAAAUUUAAUGAUAUUGAGUCUUUAUUGGUCACAUAUACAGUAGAGCACAGUGAAAUUGUUUUCUUCGCAUACCCCAGCCUGUCAGGAAGUUGGGGUCAGCCACGAUACAGUGCCCCUGGAGCCGAGAGGGUUAAGGGCCUUGCUCAAGGGCCCAACAGUGGCAGCGCUGGGGCUUGAACCCCUGAUCAGUAACCCAGAGCCUUAACCGCUAAGCCACCACUGCCGAUCGAGUUGCUGAUCGGCAUCAUGAGGUUUUCACUCAAGUCCUAAAAUGAAAAGUCAUCAGAGACGGAAGUUGAAGCAUGUCUGCAGUAAAGACGGAAGAUUCAGAAACUGGAGCGAGCAUGGUGAACGGCGGAGGAGCCGUGUAUGAGGAUAAAGAGGAAAACGACAAUUCCAGAUCUGAAGAUCUCUCUGAGCUGCUGGCGGCAGGAACCAAAGAAGUUCACGAGCAAGCUGAAAACACGCAGUUUGUCAAAGAUUUCCUUCAUGGACGCAUUCGCAAGGAGCUCUUUAAGCUCGGAGCCGUGGCGCUCUACUACACCUAUUCAGCCAUGGAAGAAGAGAUUGAGAAAAACAAGGAUCACCCACAGUUUGCACCACUUUACUUCCCCAACGAGCUUCACCGGCGUGAGGCCUUGGCUCGGGAUCUCGAGUACUUCUACGGCGAGGACUGGCAGGGUCAGAUCAGCUGCUCUCCGGCCACCCAGCGCUACAUGGAGCGCAUUCAUGAAAUCGGUCGUGAAGACCCUGUGUUGCUGGUGGCUCACGCAUACACACGCUACAUGGGCGAUCUCUCAGGGGGUCAGGUGUUGAAGAAAGUGGCCCAGCGUGCCCUCAAGCUGCCCCCUACUGGAGAGGGAGUCUUUUUUUACCAGUUCGACAGCAUCCACAGCAACAAAGCGUUCAAGCAGCUGUACCGCAGCCGAAUGAAUGAGCUAGAGCUCGACAUCAGCACCAAGGACAGGAUCGUUCAGGAGGCUGUGCGGGCUUUCCAGUUCAACAUGGAGGUUUUCCAAGAGCUGGAGGAAAUGGGGAAGACGAUUCAGGAAGACGUCUUGGAUGGAGGUCCAAUCCACGGUCACAUGCAAGGAGACAUCAGCAAAUGUCCUUACUAUGCUGCUAAAAUGGCUGCCAGUGGAGGAUCAGCAUAUGUUUAUCAAAUGGCUGCAGCAAUCCUCAGAAACCCCACAGGCCAGGUGCUGUUAGCUGCAUGGAUCGCAGCUCUUGCCGGAUUGGUUGCCUGGUACCUCAUAUGAUCCGUCCGUGCGUCCAUGGAACAGUAGAAGUGAAAUGUUUAUGCUGCUGUAGGCUCACCUUCCCCUUACCAGUAUCCCAGUCUGAAGAGAAGUGCUUAAGUUGUUCUCAGAUGAACACGAAGGAGGAGCUUCCACCACCAGCCUCAGAAGAGAAGGAAGGCGGUUUGGGUCUAACGGACGAAUACACAUCCUUUACAUUCUUCUUCUACAUGGGAAAUAUCACGUCCCACUGGCGUUUCGGUUUUUGAGAGAAAGUGUUCCGAAUUUUCCUCGUAAUCUUUUCACAUGUGCUGCGCAACGUACUGUAUGUAGAUAACUAUUAACGCUAACACAAGUCUACUACCUGCUUUGUGCUAUAUUAAAUUCAGUUCAGAAGUCUGUUUUUGAACAACACGUUUAAUCCCUGGCCCAAACCAGCGCUCUCGUGGUCCUAGUUUCUGAGGUUUGUGAGGCUGUAGGGCGCCUGUUGCUCACGCGUGCACGCUGUAAUCGUAACGUUCUUCCCAGUCCUAGCUAGCGUCAGCUAACUAGCUAGCCUUGCUCGCUCUGUAGAUUCAUUGUCGUCACUGGUAAAAGAUGACAUAAACGUUGGUUUAACUCUGGUAAGCUUUGGAGGCAGAAAUUCCAGAGAGGAGCCGUUUGUGCGUCUUCACAGUUAAAGUGGGACCUCACAUCGCGUACUGGUGAACAUGCUACAAUUAGCCAUGUUGUUGUUAUUUAAUUUUAUUUUUUAAAUAAAGUUGCGAGUGAAAUUUUUCA